Messenger RNA from Amborella trichopoda, 2508 nucleotides. RefSeq lists its product as uncharacterized. Lineage: Eukaryota; Viridiplantae; Streptophyta; Magnoliopsida; Amborellales; Amborellaceae. The record is from RefSeq and is a predicted model, not a curated record.
GAUCACCGGCGACUUUUCCGGCGAAUGUUCACCGGAAAUUAACCUCGUCUGCAACUUUCCGGCGAAACUUUCAGUCACCUUGAAGCCUCGUGGAUACUUUUCUGCGAUAAUUCAUGUUUAUUCCAGGGCCUCUGCAACUUUUUCCGUUAAAUGAACCCAACAGAAGGCUUUGUUUCUUUUCCUCUGCAACUUAUUUGGCCAAUAAAGAUGAUCUCAAUUCUUAAUACACCUUGAGUGAAACUCUCUUUCUGAGCUCAAUUCAAAGUGAACAAGUAAACCCUAGCUUCUUACUAGGUCUCUGCAACACUUUCAAGUGAAGAAAAACCCUAAUCUCACUAACCCCCAAUCUUUUCCCCAACUCAUAGAAAACCAAUCAUUAAUUUUGGUUCCUUCCUAUUUCUCGAUCCAACUUUUUCAGGCAAAUUUUCGGUCCAAUUAUAGGCCGAAAACACCAUGGACCCGUGCCCCUUCGUCAAGAUCCUGGUACAAAACCUAGCCCUCAAAAUCCCAACCUCAAAUCGAAAACACCAUUGCUUCUGCGAAAUCAAGCUCCUCAAAUUCCCAAUACAGAGCGCCCCAAUUCCCAUAAUUUCGAACAAUUGCCAUGCUCCGGAAAGUAAAUUUCCAGCGGCCGGUUUCUCUCUUUCUGGCGAGAAUCUCCAGAUACUCGCCGGAAAAUCCAAGCCAGGCGUUUCCAUAAAGGUUUACAUGACAAGCGAGUCUCGCACGUGUGGGAUGACGACGAGAAGGCUCUUGGGUAAAGUAAGGGUUGGACUCGAGCCAACUGAUCCGAGUCAAUUUGUGAUUCGGAGCGGGUGGAUCGACUUAGCCUCGGCUCGGCUCCAUUUGGUGGUUCGAGUUGAGCCCGACCCGAGAUUCGUGUUCGAGUUUGGUGGGGAGCCAGAGUGUAGUCCGGUUGUGUAUCAAAUACAAGGGAGCAGAAAGCAGCCUGUUUUUAGUUGCAAGUUUUCUGCCGAUCGUUAUUCGAGAUCACGCUCCUGCUCCACGCAAUGUGAUGGAACAAGAGACAACAAAACCAAGAGAAGGUGGCUAAGCUGGGGUGGAGAGAGAGAGAGAAGAGGAAGAGAGAGAAAAGGGUGGAUGGUGAUCAUCCAUGAUCUCUCUGGCUCUCCUGUUGCUGCUGCCUCCAUGAUCACUCCAUUUGUGGCCUCACCAGGCUCAAACCAUGUUGGACCCUCGAACCCGGGCUCAUGGUUGAUCCUUAGGCCCGGGCUCGACGGACAUUGGCAGCCAUGGGGUAAGCUCGAGGCUUGGCGUGAACCCAGACCUGUUGAGUCCCUAGGCUAUCGUUUCGCUCUGGUCUCUUCGUUUUUGGAUUCGAACAGCUCGAUCCCUAUGGUCGAAUCAUCUCUUUGCCUAAAAAAAGGUGGCAAAUUUGUAAUCGACACUGGAUUGAGAGAGAAAUCCUCAACAAUGAGAGAGAUUCAUGGAGGAGUGAGAGAGAAGCCUAAGAGCAUGAGAGAGAAAAGAGGGUCCACUAGAGUGAGUUCUCCGAGCAUGAGAGAGAAUGUUUUGAGUGUGAAUUCUGGGGUAAUGAGAGAGAGAUCUUGGUCGAGGAGAGAAAGUGCUCCCGCUGCGGUGGAGGAUUGUGCAGGGAUGAGAGAGAAGCCUCAGUUGAAGAGAGGGAAAUCCUUGAGCUUUGGGGUCUUGAGAGAGAAAAGUUGGUCGAUGACAGAGAGGUCUCUGAGUUAUGGGGGUAUGAGAGAGAAAGAUCAGUCGAUGAGAGAGAAUUCUCUGAGCUGGGAGGAGGAUUCUAGGGGAAUGAUAGAGAGACCCCUGGUUUACGAGACGGGGUUUGUCAUGGGAUCGACGGUGGGCGGGGGCCCUGUGGUGCAUGUGGGGUUGAAGCAUGUGAUGUGUGUGUCUGAUGCUGCGGUUUUCAUAGCUUUAUCGGCGGCGAUCGAUCUCAGCGUCGAGGCAUGCCGGCUCUUCUCUCAAAAGCUCAGGAAGGAUCUUUGCCAGUUUCAGUAAGAGAGAUAAAAGACCAGUUCCAUAAUGUGAGAGAGAAGAUCAGUUCUUGACCUCGAGAUUAUGAACUGAAUGCUUUCAUGGAGUUUUGGUCCUCCAGCAUAUGUCAAGGCAGAAGAUGUAGAGAUAGAAAGGAGCAGUUUUGUAGAUCUUGAGUGAGAAGAAGCAAGAAAGUGAUGGGCUUAUUCAUUUGGUGCAAAUCCAUUGUUUUGAUAAUGGAUUUAUUUUGUGUGUAUAUCAUUUGUUUGACAAGAAUGUGGGAGAUUUUGGGGCUUUUUUGCCUUUUGCUUUUUAUCCCUGGCCAGAGGAGAAUUUAAGUUUUCAUUUUACUUUUUUGGGGUUUGUUCUCUUCUUUACUUGAUGACCUCACAAAUUUGUUUACUUUGGAGGGGAGGCAUGGCCUGCUUUAAAUAUUUGAUUGAAUUAGUGCAAUGUUUUUUAUUUUUUUAUUUUUUAGCAUAAUUCAGUAAAGUAUUACUGGGAUGGUGUUAGCAGUGAGAAUAAAAACCACAAUAUGGU